GCGGCCCGGCCCCGCCCGGUUCUUCCGCCGCGCGGCGGCCGCGCCGAUGGCGGUGAACUACGCGGCCGGGCUGUCCCCGUACUCGGACAAGGGCAAGUGCGGCCUCCCCGAGAUUUUUGACCCUCCGGAGGAGCUGGAGCGGAAGGUGCAGGAGCUGGCAGAGCUGAUCCGGAGCUCCUCCCAUGUGGUGUUCCACACGGGGGCAGGGAUCAGCACGGCCUCGGGCAUCCCUGACUUCAGGGGCCCCAAUGGUGUCUGGACUAUGGAAGAGAAAGGGCUCUCCCCAAAAUUCGACACCACCUUCGAGAAUGCCAGGCCCUCCAAGACUCACAUGGCGCUGCUGGGGCUGCAGAGAGUGGGAAUCCUGAAAUUCCUGGUCAGCCAGAACGUGGACGGCCUGCACGUGCGGUCAGGAUUUCCACGGGACAAGUUGGCCGAGCUCCACGGGAACAUGUUUGUGGAAGAGUGCGUGAAAUGUGGGAAGCAGUACGUGCGCGACGCCGUCGUGGGCAGCAUGGGGCUCAAGCCCACCGGCCGCCUCUGCAGCGUCACCAAGGCCCGGGGGCUGCGGGCCUGCAGAGGGAAGUUACGAGACACUAUUCUGGAUUGGGAAGAUUCCCUGCCCGACCGUGACCUGACGCUGGCAGAUGAAGCCUGCAGGAAAGCUGAUCUCUCCAUCACCCUGGGGACCUCUCUGCAGAUCAAACCCAGCGGGAACCUCCCACUGAUCACCAAGAAGAGAGGAGGGAAGCUGGUCAUUGUCAACCUCCAAGCAACCAAACACGUGGCCUCUCUUAGCAGUCAAACAGGCUGGGAGUCCUGGGUUGGAGGGUUUAAACCUGCAACUCCUGCUAAACACGUAGAGAUGGCAGGACCGCCAGGCCGACCUGCGCAUCCACGGCUACGUGGACGAGGUGAUGACCAAGCUGAUGAAGCACCUGGGGCUGGAGGUGCCCGAGUGGACGGGGCCGGUGGUGGUGGAGAGCGCCGAGCUGGCCAAGGGCGAGCAGCUGCAGGGGCGGCUGAAGGAGGAGUCCCUGGGCCAGCACAACGGCACGGGAGCGCCGAGUGCCGGGAAGGCGCCGCUGGAGCGCCGUGAUGGGCUCAAGCAGGAGUGUCCCAGCCCGGACACGGGGCCAACGCCGGUGAAGAAGAUGAAGGUGGAGCCUCUCCUCACCUGACCUGGACUGUCCCUGUCUCACCUGGGCUGCUUUUCCUACCGACUUUUUUUUAUACCCUUAAAUAUUGUCCCUUUUUUUAUGUCAGUAUUAAACAUACUUGAAUUGUG
Messenger RNA from Taeniopygia guttata (zebra finch), 1288 nucleotides. It is a transcript of the gene SIRT6, whose product is annotated as sirtuin 6. NCBI's taxonomy places the organism in Eukaryota, Metazoa, Chordata, Aves, Passeriformes, Estrildidae. Gene Ontology annotation, molecular function: NAD+ binding; histone H3K9 deacetylase activity, NAD-dependent; transcription corepressor activity. The record is from RefSeq and is a predicted model, not a curated record. Gene Ontology annotation, cellular component: nucleus. Gene Ontology annotation, biological process: negative regulation of transcription by RNA polymerase II.